Molecule: messenger RNA, 10018 nt
Organism: Otolemur garnettii (small-eared galago)
Lineage: Eukaryota; Metazoa; Chordata; Mammalia; Primates; Galagidae
Gene: CDKL5
Product: cyclin dependent kinase like 5
Exons: 19
Coding region: 256-3138 (960 amino acids)
Biological process (GO): regulation of dendrite development; protein phosphorylation; positive regulation of axon extension
Cellular component (GO): dendrite cytoplasm; nucleus
Molecular function (GO): ATP binding; protein kinase activity
Source: RefSeq, a predicted model, not a curated record
AGUUGUCUGUGCGGCUGGGGAAGGUACAGAAGCGACGGCGGCCUCAGGAGCUGUGGGGUCCCCUGCUGGAGGCGGGGGACUCAGCUGGGGAGUGGUUUAAUACGUCACUAUUGAACAAAUAUGUGAAAAUUCCUGCCAGCGAGUGACAAUUUCUUCCUUUGGACAUUUUUUGUUCUUCUUACUGCACAACUGUUUUAGAAAUCCCUUUUUUGGUGCCAUGUUCGGUGGCGUACAUCAAAAGAGGAGUUCGUCUUCAUGAAGAUUCCUAACAUUGGUAAUGUGAUGAAUAAAUUUGAGAUUCUUGGGGUUGUAGGUGAAGGAGCCUACGGAGUUGUACUUAAAUGCAGACACAAGGAAACGCAUGAAAUUGUGGCAAUCAAGAAAUUCAAGGACAGCGAAGAAAAUGAAGAAGUCAAAGAAACGACUUUACGAGAGCUUAAAAUGCUUCGGACUCUCAAGCAAGAAAACAUCGUGGAGCUGAAGGAAGCCUUUCGUAGGAGAGGGAAAUUAUACUUGGUGUUUGAGUAUGUCGAAAAAAAUAUGCUUGAAUUGCUGGAAGAAAUGCCAAAUGGAGUUCCACCUGAAAAAGUAAAAAGCUACAUCUAUCAAUUAAUCAAAGCGAUACACUGGUGUCAUAAGAACGAUAUUGUCCAUAGAGAUAUAAAACCAGAAAAUCUCUUAAUCAGCCACAACGAUGUUCUGAAACUAUGUGACUUUGGGUUUGCUCGGAAUCUAUCAGAGGGCAAUAAUGCUAAUUACACAGAGUAUGUGGCCACCAGAUGGUAUCGUUCACCAGAACUCUUACUUGGAGCUCCUUAUGGAAAGUCUGUGGACAUGUGGUCAGUGGGCUGUAUUCUUGGGGAGCUUAGCGAUGGACAGCCUUUAUUUCCUGGAGAAAGUGAAAUUGACCAACUUUUUACUAUUCAGAAGGUGCUAGGACCACUUCCGUCUGAGCAGAUGAAGCUCUUCUAUAGUAAUCCUCGUUUCCACGGGCUUCGGUUUCCAGCUGUUAACCAUCCUCAGUCAUUGGAGAGAAGAUAUCUUGGAAUUUUAAAUAGUAUUCUGCUUGACCUUAUGAAGAAUUUACUGAAAUUGGACCCAGCUGACAGAUAUUUGACAGAACAGUGUUUGAAUCACCCUACAUUUCAAACCCAGAGACUUCUGGAUCGUUCCCCUUCAAGGUCAACAAAAAGAAAACCUUAUCAUGUGGAAAGCAGCACCUUGUCUAAUAGAAACCAAGCCAGCAAAGGUGCCGCUUUGCAGUCUCACCACAGAUCUAAUAGCAAAGACAUCCAGAACCUGAGCGUGGGCCUGCCCAGGGCUGAUGAAGGUCUCCCUGCCAAUGAAAGCUUCCUAAAUGGAAACCUUGCCGGAGCUACCCUUAGCCCGAUGCAUACCAAAACGUACCAAGCGGGCACCCAGCCUGGGCCUACCAGCAAAGAUCUCACCAACAAUAACUUGCCACACCUUCUCAGCCCAAAAGAAGCCAAGUCAAAGACAGAGUUUGAUUUUAAUAUCGACACAAAGCCUUCGGAAGGCCCAGGCACGAAGUACCUCAAGUCAAGCAGCAGAUCUCAGCAGAACCGACAUUCAUUUAUGGAAAGCUCUCAGAGCAAAGCUGGGACACUACAGCCGACUGAAAAGCAGAGCCGGCAUAGCUAUAUCGACACUAUCCCCCAGUCUUCUAGGAGUCCCUCCUACAGGACCAAGGCCAAAAGCCACGGGGCACUGAGUGACUCCAAGUCCGUGAGCAACCUUUCCGAAGCCAGAGCCCAAAUCACAGAGUCCAACACCAGUAGGUACUUCCCAUCGAGCUGCUUGGACUUGAACUCUCCCACCAGCCCAACUCCUACCAGGCACAGCGACACGAGAACUUUGCUCAGCCCUUCAGGGAGAAAUAACCGGAAUGAGGGUACUCUGGACUCACGACGAACUACAACCAGGCAUUCUAAAACGAUGGAGGAGUUGAAGCUGCCCGAACACAUAGACAGCAGCCACUCCCAUUCACUGUCUACACCUCAUGAAUCCUUUUCUUAUGGACUAGGCUAUACCAGCCCCUUCUCUUCUCAGCAGCGUCCUCACAGGCAUUCCAUGUAUGUGACUCGGGACAAAGUGAGAGCCAAAGGCUUGGAUGGAAGCUUGAGCAUAGGGCAAGGGAUGGCAGCCAGAGCCAACAGCUUGCAACUCUUAUCACCCCAGCCUGGAGAACAACUCCCUCCAGAGAUGACUGUGGCGAGAUCAUCUGUCAAAGAGUCCUCUAGAGAUGGCACCUCCUCUUUCCACACUCGUCAGAAGACCGAGGGUGGAGUGUAUCAUGACCCACAUUCUGAUGAUGGCACAGCCCCCAAAGAAAAUAGACAUCUGUACAAUGAUCCUGUUCCAAGGAGAGUUGGUAGCUUUUAUAGAGUGCCAUCUCCACGUCCAGACAAUUCUUUUCAUGAAAAUAAUGUGUCAUCCAGAGUUUCCUCCCUACCAUCAGAGAGCAGUUCUGGAACCAACCACUCUAAAAGACAACCAGCAUUCGAUCCAUGGAAAAGUCCUGAAAAUAUUAGUCAUUCUGAACAACUCAAGGAGAAGGAGAAACAAGGUUUUUUCAGAUCCAUGAAAAAGAAAAAAAAGAAAUCUCAAACAGUGCCAAAUUCUGAUGGCCCCGAUCUUCUGACAUUGCAGAAAGCCAUUCACACUGCUAGCACUCCGAGCAGCAGACCAAAAGAGUGGCGUCCUGAGAAAAUCUCAGAUCUACAGACCCAAAGCCAGCCGUUAAAAUCACUGCGCAAGCUGUUACAUCUCCCUACAGCCUCAAAUCACCCGACUUCCUCAGAUCCCCGCUUCCAGCCCUUAACAGCUCAACAAGCCAAAAAUACCUUCUCAGAAAUUCGGAUUCACCCCCUGAGCCAAGCCUCUGGCGGGAGCACCAACAUCCGGCCGGAGCCCGCACCAAAAGGCCGGCCACCCCUCCCGCUGCCAGGUCAGAUGGAUCCUGGUUGGCACGUGUCCUCUGUGGCCAGGAGUGCCACAGAGGGACCUUCCUACUCUGAACAGCUGGGUGCCAAAACCGGGCCGAAUGGGCACCCCUAUAACAGAACAAAUCGCUCACGAAUGCCAAAUCUGAACGAUUUAAAAGAGACAGCCUUGUAAUUUGUGCUGGUGGGGGGGGAUGGGGCGAAGGGGGGUGGGCAAGACAGUCGGGAGGGGAGGGGUGGGGUGGGCUGGGGAAUGGGCUGGGCCAGGGUGGUAAGCCAGUAUUUUCAGCUUUAUGAAGGUGUGUGCAAUACUGUAUGUGGGGGCCUUUGGGCUCCUCACAGCACAAAUGCUAGUCAGGGAUCUUAGAGCCACAGGAGUUUCUUAGGGAUCACCACUCCCCACAGGCCUUGUGUGAGAAUGGAUAGAGUGUGCCAUUGAGAAAGAUGAAAUUCUUGCCAGUUUCUCCCCCGUACACUCCAGCUUUAGUGCAAUCUCUUUUGAACUUGGGAAAACCAGGACGUGUCCUGGCACUGCAAGGGAUAGAAAAGUCCGUGUUGACCAAUGCCCUUACCACAUAUUUUUUUCUGCCUAGACUAAAUGUGGGGUUUAUUGCAAUCCAAGAGUAUCCCUUUGAAGGGUUAGCAGAUGAACUGUAUGUCUUAAAUUGUUUUCUAAACUUCCAUAUUUGAUAGGAUUUGUAACAUUUAUUUAUAAUUAAUAUUGUACUGUUAUAAUCAUACCUUUUAUGUUAUAAUGUAAAGUUAUUUUGAGCUGUUUGAAACAUUGUGAAGCAGUGGGACAGCUACAGUAGUUUCUAUAAAAACUAAACAGUAACAUUUAUAUAUUGCAUCAGGAGUAUUUUAUUCUAUAUAUAAAUAUAUAUAUAUGGUAAAUAUCUGUCUGUUUUAUAAAUAUAUUCAUUUAAAGAAAGUAUCGUUAUGACACUAUCUGCCAUAUUUUUAUACAUUUGUGAUAUGAAGUGAGUAUUAUACUUCUAAUAAAGGGAGUUGAAUUGUGGCUACAUGUGACUGUAACAGUAUGAACCUUGCUCAACAUUUAGGCCCCAGCAGUAGCCUCUAGACAUGAUCCUUGGUAGCAGACGAGAUGCAGCAUCUCUUUCCAAACCUGCAGGGGAAGAAGGUUGGAUAGGCCAGUGAGAGUUCCAGCAGGCCUUGUUUCCAUCCUUCUGUACUUGGCUCCUGUUUGUGUCCACAGCCGUUACUUGCACUUGAGGGGAGAAUAGAUUGAGGCAUCGCUCAUGGGUCUUUGUAGAGAGAAAGUGCUCUUCCACUUAGCAUUAGUGUAGAGCGUAGACCAAAGAUUUGCCAGUGAACAUUCCUUGCAAAGUUGUAAGAGGCACCUGUUUGCAGAUUUUGCAAACCAGCUCUAUGCUCCUGAAUACUGUCCACUGUCCUAGAGACACUGGCUGGUGGGGUGUGAGAUACAUGUGUGGCAUUUCUAUUUCUAAAUGCUUUUUAUGUUAUUUGCUCUUUCCAAUGUUAUAUUUAAAAGGCUCCUGGAACAACUCCAGAUGUAGAGAAAAUUGCUCUAUCCAUUUUUUUCUUCCUGGGACCGUCUGUUUAUAACAAGGUUAUCAUUCACACCUGUAAAUAUACAUACACACCCAUUAGAACAGGACCUAUCUUUCCCUCAUUUGAUCUCUUUCAACUCCCAAGUUACUCCCAAGUAUCAUCAAGGCCUUUCCCCAGCAAGUGUUAUACCCUGGAGCCUCUGGGCCAUCCUUGACAGAAGCACCUCCAUGCCAUCAUCUAUCAGUAGUAUUAGAUUUUUGGAAGUAGUCUUUUAGCAAUAAUACUUUUCAAGGUCCCUCCCACACCUCAAAGAGGUAACUUCUCGAUAUUUCUUACUUGUCCCAGAAUUCUGAGAGUGUCAGUCCCUGAAUCAAGUCAGCUAUAUUGAAAUGUGCUGAGUUACUGUUAACCCUUCCCCAAGAUUUUGAGAAUCAUAGCUCUCAUGAUUAUGAAGAUUAUAAAGAAAAAGGUCCUAGUCUCUUUGAAGCUUAAAUUGUGCACAUAUUACAUUUUUAUAUAAAUACUAUAAUGAUGUAUAUUGAUUAUAUAUAGAGGUCAUUUUAAGGUGCUUUUUAUUUAAUUUUAAUAAGUGUAAUAGGCACUAAAAUGAAACUCAACUGGGUACUAUAGAAACAAUUUGAUUCAAAUCAAUAGUUUUGCAUGCUCUUUAAUUCUCUAUCUUGUUUCUCUCACCAGUUAGUACUGCUUGGGUAGCUCUGAAUUCUGGCUUUUCCCAGGCAGCUGCUUGGUAAUACAAGUGAGGUAGACCCUCAGCAGUUUUUGCCUGGAUACUAAUGACUAAAAAGGUGUAUAUUUAACUCUUCUUUUUCGUACUGGAUCUGUACCUUGUAUUCCCCCUUGCAAACCAGAAACUACAUUUUUUUCCUCUGGAAAGACUUCUCACUGUGCUGUGCGCUUAGGAACUGCGCAGUCCCAUUGCCGCUUUGGCAGUUGAGGCUCGUCGUCACCUAGGGGCUGGUUUCCCAGGUUGCCAUCCUUGCUAACACUGGGAUCUCAGAUAUUUGCAGAAAAUUUUUAUUCAUGAUGGUUCUUCAAAGAAGGGCUAGAAUAAUUGCCUUCUACCUAGAGCAAAGUAAACCUAACUGAUGAAGAGUCAACACGUACUUUUGUACAUUCCCAGAUUUGAGCCAGAAAAUAUCUACAAAUAUCUACAAUGUUUUCAACUAGUGUUUUUGAGGUAGCUCUUUUAUCCUCUUCUUAGCUUUUGUCUGUUCUGACUUUUCACUGAUCCUCAGUACGUUGUAAGUGAACUACAAUCUGCAUUUCUAGCAUGUAAAUUCUCUUCCCGCUCACGGAGGGGAAUGGUGAAGUUUUUCUCUUAGAUCUAAUGGGCCCUCUCUUAGCUUUUAACUGUCGUUUCCCCCUCUGCUUGAUGAAGAAUUGUUGACCUCACCAAAAUUACCAUCCAUGAUAGGAAAGACUUGUUGUAAAGUCAUACAAAUUUGCAUUUUCUUUAGGAAGGGGAAUCUAUGACAUCCAUGUUCUGUUAUCUUCCCUAACUUCCUAAAGGAUAAAAAGUUGAAUGAAAGUUUAUAAGUUACUUUGUUUUAUGAAAGUAUUACUGGUCUCUUUUUGAAAAGGAACUCUGCUUCGCUGUUUUUCUACUUCUUUGCCAUCCUUGUUUUUCUUCUCUAAAGGUUCUUAAUGAACUCUAAUUGAACCUUCUUUGGUCUUGCUCUGAAGUUUAAUCUCUCUCCAGAGCCCAAGUCCAAAAGGGAGUGCUCCCUGCUAAGAGGCUCAAGUGAGCUGACUCAACUGCAGUGGUUCUCAACUAAGGGCAAAUUUGCCUCCUAGAGCAUACUUGGCAAUGUCUGGGGACAUUUGAUUGUCACACAGGUGUGGGAGGGGGUGGUAGUGUGCUGCUGGCAUCUAAUGUGUAGAGGCCAGGGAUGCCACUAAAUGUCUUACAAUUCACAGGACAGCCCCCAACACAAAGAGUGAUCUAGCCCCAAACAUCACUAGUGCUGAAAUUGAGAAGCCCUGCCCUACACCAUCCCAAGCCCACCAGUCUGCAGAGCGUGGCUCUGGGCCUAUUCUUUCUAGGCCACAGAACUGCAGGUAUGAAUUCUUCAACAUCACAUUCUCUUAAAGAAUCUUUGACCACUAUCUUUGAAUCCUUAGAAUCGUAUUGUUCAUUUCCAUUGUCUUGGGCCUGCUAAAAGGUGCAUACUUUGGGAGGAGACUAGAGUUACUUUAUAGGUGUUUGAGAACUUAAAUUCUAGCUUAGCAUUCUUAGAAAAUCUUUCAUAGAGCCAUGAGGCUUAUAUUUAGAAGCAAGCAACAGCCUGGCAGAUUGGCAUGAUUUUUACCAACUGCUCAAAGGCAUCCAUGGCUUUUAGCUGUGUCUCCUGAAAGAAAAUGUCUUUGUUUUUUAUUCAAGUCAUUUAAUAGCUCUUUACAAAUAUUAGCAUAUGGCAGACCGAUUAGAAGCAAAAAACUCUUUAUUGGUGGUUGUGAUGUGACUGUUAUAGAAGUAUUUGUGCUGUGUGCUUUGGUUAAACCUGUUUUAAAACAUGCUUUAAGAGUCACCAUAUGCAGUUGUACUUUAAUUGUAAGCUCAGAGCUAUGCUGGUCAGUCUCUAGUCACGCCGUGUAUUAUAAAGUAUGUUGUGGUUGUAGAGUUAGCCAGUUUAGCAUGUUCUAAUCUGAAAAUUAGUGGACUAUACUAGGAAACGCUAUCCCAUUUUCCCUUCCCAGCACCUCUUAGUUAAUAUCAUAGUAUCCUCACUUCUUAAACUAGUUUGUAGAGUAAGGAAAAAAGCCAUUUAUUUUCUUCUAGCCAUGUAUUAAAAAUGACUCAUAAGUGUACAACUUUUUUUCAAAGGCCAGAGGAUUACUUUUCACAUGUGUGGAAGGAUCUGUCCAUUUCUCUUCACCUAGUUCCUGGUGGUGACUGAACUCUUUCAGCAAGGGCAAUAGUUCCUUAUGAUUCAUUGCUAAAGGUCAGCGGGGAACUCAGUCAAUCUGCAAACGUUCUCCGGGUCAGAACAUGCUUUCUAGAGAGCAUCCCUUUUAUAUCUAAAGGUUCGUUACCUCCUUCAUUGUGGUGGGAUCUUGAGUUCCAUGUGGGUACUAUAUCCACAGAUUCAUACUUCUGUGACCUGGGAGUGUGGCAUGAUACACUGAACCGAGUCAGGAAAGAGUGGAUUAUUUCCUUGCCUCCUUCAGUUCAUCACUAAUGUGUAGGCAGAGAAAACUUAUUUAUGGUUUAAAAACUAAUAAUUCUGGUUUCUUUGAAAGGGGCUGCAGAAAAGACAGUACAAAUGUUAUAAGGGUCCUGUCGCUAAUCCCCAGAGCCAGAAUCUCACAAGAAGAUCCUCUCGGACUUAAAAGACUGGCUUACAAAAGAAAAAAAACAAGUUUGUAAGCGGUUAUGAUUUCUUCCUUUUACUUCUUGACCAGCUGAGAUACAGAAUAUUUGGAGGUCUGGUUCAGCUGAUCAAAAAAUUCUGUCUUAGAAACCAUGAGUAAGAAACCAUGUAAGCAAAUGAAGUCCCUCAUCUGUCUACUUGCACACAGUAUGGGAGAAGUGAGGUGGCUAGGGAACUCUGGGCCUGCUGCCCCAUUCAGUUCUUUUUUUCUUAUUUAAUUGAAUGUACUGUAGAAGAUGGUAGACUUUUAUGUGAGCCAGUUACUCCGCGAAUCUUCGUUGCCCACAGUGGUUUGUUAAUUCAGCAGCAUUAGGCCCGGUCCUGACUCUACCUUUCUCCUUUCCAGGCUCUGGCCCCACCUUUCUGUGUAUUUACUGUAGGUUAUUAAAUAUGAUCAUGACCUGCCUUGCAUUUUCAUUCAUCAAGUGUUUACUCCCAGAUUUAAGGGAGGUUUGUCUCGUUUUGCCAGAAAAAAAUUGUAAUAGUCUGCACGCUGGAUGUGUAGGGCCCCCCAAACUUUGGCAGUGAAAUUGGUUUCACUUCUGAGGCCCUUCAUUUCCCAUGAGGUUAAGCUCUCUGAACCCCAUUUAAUCCUUGGGUCUAUUUUGAUCCUCCUUUGGAAUCUGAAAAUCGGUCUCCUGUUGUAUGCAGAUUAGAAGUUGCCUUGUUUGCUACUCUUCCAACUCAGAGUAUCAGGGAGAAAGAGGCCUUAUCUGUUCCUCCAUCCCCUCUGUUUUGACAGACUGCUAAGAAUUCCUCAGGACUUCCUUUGGUUUGGGGAUAUUACUUUCCCAAAAGACUGAUAAGAUUUAUUUCAGGCAUAGACAAACUUGUCCUAGUGCUCUGCUUCAGGUCUAAUCAGAAGAAACCCAGGAAUAGAAAAGGAAGAUGCCUUGACUUUUUGUCCCUGUUGGGGAUUAAAGUUUUUAUUGUCAGAGUUGUCAAAAACUCCAGUUCAAACUAUGUAGAGUUGCACGGGGAAAAAAUCAACAAAACACAAUGCUUUUCCUCCUGGAGAAUUUCUAAGUUCUCCACUAUGGCUUUAGAUUUUUCCCAAAUGGAAAACAAAGCUUGCAGAAAACCCUUUUCACUAGAAAUAUACUGCUGAGUCUAGUCAUCAGUCUAUUUCCCUCUCCUUGUUACUCUUGGUCAUCGAUUGAGUCAGGCUAGAGGGGUAAUGCGGUGAUUGAAAGAAGUAAAUUCUCACCGCAAACUUGGAUUAAUUCACAGAAACAAUCCAACCCAACAAAAUUGUUGCCCCAAAUUUCUAUCUCCAAGAAUUGCUUUGUGCCAUUGUGAAUUCAGGUAGUUAUUCUGUAUAUACUUAGACAACUAUUCAGAGCUUCUUCAAUCUCUAGUAAGUUUGAAGGUGGUAUCUGGAAAGACACAGGGCAGGGUGACAUUGAGACCCUGUUCAUUCUUAAAAACAAAAAUAGGGAUAAGCCAGAAUGAUGUGACAUCCAGUAUGUGGUAGAUGAAGAAUCAGUGGAAAUUCUUAGUUGCACAGACUUUAUAAUCCAUUAUGUAAAGUGUAAUUCCAUACUUUUUACUGUGGCAAGGGUGUGACGUGGUUGUUAAUCUUUUUAAUUUUUGAAUCCAAACUGAAUUUAAAGUGUUGAAUACUUAAAUCCUCUCAAGUGAAUUAUGAACCAUUUGUAAAGUGUUUCUAUAACUCUUUGUAUCAUGUGUUGGUACAUCUUAUCAAGUUUUUUCUGGCAUGUAUUCCAUUCUAAACUUCUGUAAUAUUUCUAUUGUUGCUGUAAAUAUUACACAAAUAUCUACUCCGUGGUAACCUUCAUUAUCAGCAUGGAAUGGUUAAUUUUUACUGAGCACAAUGUAUUUUUGAAUGAAUCUUCCCAAAUGUCUUUAAUAAAAUGCAGAUUUUGCACUGACCGAUGUGACUGCCAGGCCAUCCCGAUCUUGAGCACUGUGGUCCUUCCUGUUGGAACAGCAAACAGCUCCAUUUUAGUUUCUUCUUUGGAAGAAAGAAUAUGUUGGAAUUCAAAUGAGGGAUAAUGGGCCUUUGAAGUUGUAAUCAGCUUAAGGGACAUUAAUGUAAAGCAAGACAAAUUCUGUAACUUAAUGAUGUUGAUAAUGUGUUUUUCUAUUUAUAAAGCUUUUUGCCCCUUA